UUCAUCUUGCAGAAGAGAUCGACACUGCAGAAAAAUUGCUAAAGACUGGUAACAUUCAAUAUAACCUUUUGAAAAUAAUGAAUUUUAGCACCAACAUUGUACAUUAUGGACGUUUGAUACUCCGAUUGAUCAUCAUCACACAAUUGUUCCGUCUUGCAAUAGUUUCGUCAUCUAUUCCCCUCUUACAACCUCCAUGUUCACAAGAAUUAGCAAGAGGAUUCGGGGAUCACAUAAAUUGGAAAACAUAUGAAGAAGGAAUGGCAGAGGCAUUGGAUGAAAAUAAACCAAUUCUCUUACUAAUUCACCAAGAACAAUGUCCAGCAUGCCACGACUUCGCACCAAAAUUUGCUGCCGAUGAAAACAUAGCUGAAUGUUCGAAAUAUUUUGUCAUGAUAAAUUGUAAAGAUGAAGAAGAGCCAUCAGGAUAUACCCCGGAUGGAAAAUACUAUCCAAGAAUUAUAUUUCUGAGCCCAAAAGGAGAUAUAAUUCUUGGGAUUCGAAACGAUAUGGCAAAAGAGAAUUAUUUGUACUACUACUUCACUCCAGAUGCUGUUGUUCGUUCAAUGGUAAGGGUUGUCAAAUUGUUUUACGAAGUUCAGCACGAUGGUGAAUACGAAGAUUUGUAAUGAUGAUGGUGGACUGUUUUUGUACUGUUUAAAUUCAAAAGUAGGCUUGAGAUUUUAACAAUAUUAAAACAAUUUGAAUAGUAACGAUCAUUUUAGAUAAAAAAUUGUAGUUUUUUAGAUAUUUUCAAUUGAAAAGAUCCAUAUUCGAAUGACUGGAACACCGGAGUCAAAGACUUCUAAAUUUAAUGGACAAUAUUUACAAACUAUCUCCUUGUAAGAAACUGCUUUUUAUUUGUAGAUGCGUUUAUUUAUUUAUUAUGCCUGAUUCAUACUACUCCGCAAAUUCAAAGGAAGCAAUAUUAAAGUUCUAACAACGUAAGCUGUUUCAUUGCUACUGAUUUUAACACGUACAAGAAAAAAUCUCGUUGAUAUUUUUGUGUCUGAGAUUUAUUUGUAUUGUAACAUAUGAUGUGAAGAUGCAGAAGUUUUAAAAUGUAAUACUUCCAGUCAUUGUCUAAAUGUAAAAUAUUUUUCGAGGUUUAGAGAGUUGAAAAAUUACUGAUAUAUAAACAAAAACGCGAUUACGCAAUGUAGAGACACACGGCUGAUUGAUUUAAUAUGUGUAUUGAUGUAUAUAUAUAUAUAUAUAUCACAUAUUGGGUAUAUUUCAAUAUAUAGGAUUUGAAUAAUGGAUAUAAUUUGAGCUCUAUGAUUGGGUUCCAUGCUCCGCGGAGUAGUGAGGUUUUGCGUGGAUGCAGAAAAGAAGCACUCCAGCGGCCGAAACGUGGGUCUCAAUAUAUAUAUUCCCGAGGUAAGGCAAUAAUAGCGAUGAACUUUUUCAAGAUUUAUAAAUGACAACCUUAUCGGAGUUUCAGUGUAUUCUGACAAAGGUUUUCAUUAUAAAACUGGUUAAAACAGACCCGAUGCCGAGCUGGGGAUCAUGGACUCGGAAGACCACGGCAAUGUAGGGUCAGCAAGUAGUGAGUGAUGUUUUCAUACUUCCCGCCAACAAUAAAUAACAGAUACAACAACUUCUUUUUUUGUACGUGGUCCGACUCACGAAGUAGAAGAACUUGUAAAGCAAUACCCACUUCGUAAUUAGGAUAGGGUUCAUGGGCGAAAGUGCUAAUAUUAUCGAGAUAUCGGACUAAUGUGAGAAUCGGGCUCAUUAGAACGAGUAUUUACGAGAGGGAUAAGACGGUAAUAUUGCAAACUGUCUGUAAUUUGCGACUCCGCCGCCUAUACAAGAACAAGAUCUACGCCAUGGAUUAUUCUUCCGAAUUUUUUAGCAAGCGAUGAUUUGAGUCUUCUGGCACAUGGUAUUCGAACUAAGUCACAUCAUUAGAAUAGCAACGUCCAGCGGACAGAGAAUCUUUCAGUGUCCAUAGUUGCGCCAUGUUUCAAAAUAAGGACAAGGGAGCGAUGCACAAAUUUAUGGACACAAAAUAGGUACGCAAUCUGCCACAGUAGUCUACCGAACCGUGCCACAGCGGACCACCAAAAACAACUUACGCGAAAGAGGAACUGCUACAGGAAGCGCAAUAAUUAAAUUUGAUGACGUCAUCGCACACAAAAAAGAUACUCCACAGAGGCCACAGACAUUUUGGAAAUAAAUAAAAGUAAUGGUCUUCUAGCGAAAAAUACAAUGUUUAGCCAUUGAAGAUUUCAAAGCGAUUGGUCCAGUAGUUAAUGAGAAGAGCGACUUUUCCACAAUAAGGAAAGUACCAACAACUUGAUCAACAAUAACAUAAUAACGAAACGAUCCAUAUUUACAAAAAGGCUGUAAUUGGAGGAUCGAGACAAUGGAGAUUUCAUAGACCCUAACUAAGAUCGAUGUCGCGAGUGAUGCCAUUUCUAAUAAUACUAGUUAUACAAUGACAAGACCCCUACCUGCCUCGUAUAUAGCAGCUGGUAGGAGAAUUGAACAAUUCAAGACACCUGUUACGGACUGGGAAAAAACUUCUAACCUAAAAAAUUCAUUAACAGUGUAUGGAUUAGAACCAGCAGCUAAUUCAAUGGAAGGACAGGCACCAGGACAUAAAUUUCAGGCGAGCGAAACCGGUUUAAUAACUAUAAAUUAAUCUUAACCAAGUCACAUUUUAUGAACUUGUCCUUAUGAAAUUCUAAUUGGAUGUACAGGUAACAAAAAGCAUUGAAUACCUACAAUCUACAUCAUUCACAAGCGUGCAGAGUGUUAAUGUAGGCUAAAUAUUCACAUGUAUUCAUAAAAGAAAGUAUUCAAAAAUACACCCAUACAUCUAAACAAAAAGUGCAUGUCAAGAAAAGUGGAUGGUAUUUCCGAAUCAGCUUCAUCUCUUGCCCAUCCAGGAUCAAAUAUAAUUCAGCACAUGUUUUCUGACUAAUUGAAAUGCACAUGUG
Messenger RNA from Styela clava, 2945 nucleotides. Its product is annotated as thioredoxin domain-containing protein 12-like. The record is from RefSeq and is a predicted model, not a curated record. NCBI's taxonomy places the organism in Eukaryota, Metazoa, Chordata, Ascidiacea, Stolidobranchia, Styelidae. Gene Ontology annotation, cellular component: endoplasmic reticulum.